AUGCUCAGCGAACUUCAACUAGACGAGGCCGCCGUGCAGCUUCGGUCUUUCCAGGCGGAGAGUGAAGCUCACCUCAAAAGCCAAGUGGAAAUUCUUCAAAGAUAUGGCCAGCUAAUGGAAGACUACAAGCGGUUGAGGAGCGACUAUGAAGAAGAGCGAGAGUCCCGAGAAAAGUACAAGCAACUCGCCAAGGGCCAGGAGAGGAAUCCGUUCGUGCUUUUUCUUAUCGACGGCGAUGGCGUGCUCUUUGACGACGACCUGGUCAGCAAUGGAGCUGACGGCGGCACUCGAGCAGCGCAAAUCUUGAACGAUGCGAUUCGAAAACAUCUCCGGAGUCUUGCUCUUGAUCACUGCAAGCUGAUGGUCCGAGUCUACGCCAACCUGGCCGGAUUGUCAAAAGCCUUGUCGAAAUCGAAGCUCGCUGGAGCGGACAAGCGCUCUCUUGCCCCCUUUGUGGCCAAUUUUAAUCGAUCAAAUGAGCUCUUCGACUUCGUGGAUGCUGGCGAGCUCAAGGAAAAUGCCGACUUCAAGAUCCGAGCCAUGUUCAGACAAUUCGUGGACAAUGCGCAAUGCAAGCAUAUCUUCUUUGCAGCUUGCCAUGAUGUUGGCUACAUCUCCGAGCUUACACCUUAUAUGAGCAACAGAGAUCGGAUCACUCUUGUUCGAGGCAACGGAAUUCAUCCCGAAUUUAUCAAGCUCGGGUUUCCGAUUGAGCAUUUUCCGUAUCUCUUCAGAGCGACACCACUCACUCCCGAUGGUCCCACAUUCACAAAGACCGUGAUAUCUCCACCACCUCCCGCUCCGCUUGGCAACCAUAACAGUGGCCCAUCAGCAGACAAUGGCAGGGUUUGCGGAUUUUAUCAGAAGGGCUCCUGCCGUUAUGGCAAUACGUGCAAGAACCUCCACAUUAAAGCAGGUAAUGGUAAUACUUUACCAGAUCAGAUUUCGUCUCCCAACAAAUUCCACAUGAUGAAUUUGACAAGGUCAGAUGACGGCUUCAUGAACGGCAAUCGCCCAUCGGAGUCUGCACAAACUACGACAGACUUCACCCAACUCCCUAAUGAGAUGCACCUACCACCCAACAAGGUACCAGUGAACAAAGAUCAACAUCGAUUGGAUCCGUACUUGGAACUGGCAACCAAAGAAGAGAGAGCUGCCUUCCAAGCUCGGACUUUGAGAAGAAAGAUAUGCAACAGUUUUCACCUCACCGGCGAAUGCACAAAGGGCGAUUAUUGCAUCUAUGAUCACCGGCCCAUCGAUCAAGGCAUGCGGAAUUGCCUCAAAUUCGUUGCUCGCAGUCUGCCCUGUCCAAGAAAAGGCGCCUGCAGGCUAUCGACAUGCUUCUUGGGGCACAUAUGCCAGAAAAUAGACUGCAGGUAUCGUGGAGGCAAGGCAUAUUGCAAGCUACCCUCCAUGGCCCAUAAUCUAGAUUUGAAGCUU
Pseudocercospora fijiensis CIRAD86 is the source of this 1440-nucleotide messenger RNA. RefSeq lists its product as uncharacterized. The annotation marks the transcript as partial. Gene Ontology annotation, molecular function: metal ion binding. Lineage: Eukaryota; Fungi; Ascomycota; Dothideomycetes; Mycosphaerellales; Mycosphaerellaceae. The transcript is spliced from 2 exons. The record is from RefSeq and is a predicted model, not a curated record.